This is a messenger RNA of Paramecium octaurelia, 470 nucleotides long. Lineage: Eukaryota; Ciliophora; Oligohymenophorea; Peniculida; Parameciidae. The record is from the annotation of a GenBank genome assembly.
AUAUAAUGCUCUUUUUAAUGCUAAAUUUAAUCAGGUUUAUGGAAACAUUGAAUAUAAUAUGUAUAGUAAGGGAUAUUGAAAGAAUUUUAAUUGGAUGUUAAGUGUAGAAUAACAAAUAUAACCAACCAUGUCCUAAAUCUCUAAGAAGUAAAUUUUAUAUGUAUUGUUAGCUAAGGAAAGUACUAUAAUUAAGCAUUCAGAGGCAUUUAGUAUUGGAGAAUCAAGAACACUAGAUAAAAUAGAAAAUUUAGAAUUUUCAGUUCUUCGAUAUCCUUAAACUCAACUAUUUCAAACUCCAAAUGCUUAGAUGAUGCAAAGUUUUUCUAAUUUCCUAUUUAGUGACCAAUAAAAAUCGAUUGCUGAUCAAAGAAAUACUACAUUAAUUUUUGCCUCAAAGUAAUGCGUAUUAAGUUAUUCAUUUGAAAAGUGUAGCUAUUGAAGGAAUGAGAAUUAUUUGUGAGAUUGAUAUU